Messenger RNA from Aspergillus sclerotioniger CBS 115572, 1852 nucleotides. Its product is annotated as Zn(II)2Cys6 transcription factor. Gene Ontology annotation, molecular function: zinc ion binding; DNA-binding transcription factor activity, RNA polymerase II-specific; transcription cis-regulatory region binding. Lineage: Eukaryota; Fungi; Ascomycota; Eurotiomycetes; Eurotiales; Aspergillaceae. The coding region runs from base 1 to 1626 and encodes 541 amino acids. The transcript has 8 exons. Gene Ontology annotation, cellular component: nucleus. The record is from RefSeq and is a predicted model, not a curated record. Gene Ontology annotation, biological process: positive regulation of transcription by RNA polymerase II.
AUGCAACCGUUUAUUUCUAGUCUCACCUGCCGUCAACGCCAUCUCAAAUGUGACAAGACUGGGUCCUCGUGCUUGCGAUGCCAGCGAUCGGGGCGACAGUGUAUCCCGGCACCUACGAAGACAGAAGUGGUCACAUUUCGACACGGUCAGAACCCGUCACUGCGGCCAAGGGGCCCUCCCCGUUACGGCGAGAGCGAUCUCGCAUUUCCCACCGAUCAGGUAUGGGUCGGGAUGCCUGCUCAUGUUUCCUUCGAAGACGAAACAGACCGUACAGCCGCCGACUAUCACGUCAUUCCAGUAAACGCCUCCGCAGUUUCCAGGAAGCCCGCAUCCAAACGUCGGUCCUUGGCCUCCAUGGCAGCGUCGACAUCGUCGCAUGCCCUGCAUCCUGUGCUUUCCCCAAAUGACGCGACCCCAUCCAGAUCUUUUCCGGUGCAGCAACUCGACCCUGUCAAUCUACCUUUCGCAUUCGAUGAACUUGGCGACUUACAGAAAGUGAAGAGUUUUAACGAGGCUUUCCUCCUUCGACACUUCCGGAAAACGCUCGGCCCAUGGUUGGAUGUUUGCGAUCAUGAGAGACAUUUCUCAUUGGAUGUGGUUGAACGGGCGCCCGCAAAUCCCCUCCUACUAUACGCAUGCCUAGCCAUAGCAGCCCGUCAUCUCUCCCACACGAAUCAUACCAUUCCCCCGAAUACUGCGGACGAAUAUCAUGAGCGAUGCAUCGGGAUACUCCUCCCUCUUCUGGAAAAUAGGGAGGUCGAGAUCAGUAUUGAUAUACUUCUUGCCUCGACCGUUAUACUGCGCUUCUUUGAGCAGAUUUCCUCUCAUAGCCCAUCGAAUGACCUUCAGCGGCAUCUCCUAGCCGGUUCGGUCUAUAUCAGCUCUCAACUCGAAUGCGCCACUUCAGGUGGGCUUGCGGAAGCUUCGUUCUGGGUUUUUGUGAUGCAAGAUAUCCAGUUCGCAUUGGCCUAUCAGAAACCCCUGCGAUUGACGCUGAGCCCGUUUGGAGAAAGGCUGUAUCACUUGUGGGAACACACAUCGACCCAAACAGAUCGAGAUUGGACGCAUAGGGCCAUUUGGCUUCUAGCAGAAACGAUCAACCACUGCUACGGCGUCAACCAAUCACUGCAUAUCGAGGUAAUCAGUUUGGUAGCCCUGAAACAAAGGAUUCACGCCUGGGAUAUAGGAAAGCCAGACAGCUUUCGACCGUUGCAUUACUCGGUCGCAGACCCAAGAAUUGGGAGACCAUUUCCCGUGGUUUGGUUCACCAAGUCACUACAUGCUACUGCAGUACAGCAUAUUUGCAUGGCCAAGGCUCUGAUCCAGCAGCAAGAACUCAGGGCCUUUUACUCGGCUCCUAGUCCACGGCAAGGCAUCCAGAUGAUCGAGGGAAGCCUGAUGCGGAGUCUAGGCAUCCUCUUUGGAAUCGCUCUGUCAGUUGACGAUGAUAUAUCUCUGCGCAUCAUGGCAUGCCACGCACUGUGUGCUUGUGGCUCAUGGAUCCGUGACCCUCUAGCGCAAACAUGCCUGCUAGACCUUCUGCGAAGAACCGAGGCUGAGAAUGGCUGGCCAUGGACAUUUAUGGUUCAAAAACUGAGCCACAAUUGGCGUCUGGCGGUAAGAUAGGUGGAGGGAUUGAGUUCGUCGAAAUUAUUCAGUAGGGUCCACUCGGCCAUGCCUCGAUAUUGUUGGGAUGAUUUGCAGUUGCUCCAAUGAUUCCCAUUUCUGCGCAGCUGCCUCCCGCAAGGCUUGACCGCCGUUUCCUACUCAAUAAUCCGGUGGCUCGCUACGAAUUUUGAUCUGCGGGUGGAGAAUGGCUGUCCGCAGGCCGGAUCCAGCCCGUGCCAGCCUG